CGUGGUGAUGAUCGCCGGCUUCCUUCAGAUCUACCUCUUCAUUCUCUCGUCUGAACGGCAGAUCAUCAGGAUGAGGCUGGCCUUCUUUCAGAACGUCAUGAAACAGGAACUGUCCUGGUUCGACUCCCACUCAGCCGGAGAAAUUUCUGUCAAGUUAACCGACGACAUCUCAAAGAUUCACGACGCCAUUGGUGACAAGGGUGGCACAGCCCUACAGUGGUUCUCCUCAUUUUUGGGCGGCGCCAUCAUCAGCUACAUCUUUGGGUGGGAGCUGACCCUGAUCCUGCAGAUCUCCAGUCCCAUCCUGUUCUUGUCGGCUGGCACGAUAGGCUAUUUUUUCUCGACCAUGACAGCCAAGGAGAGGGUGGCUUACUCUAAGGCAGGGACGGUGGCGGAGGAGGUUUUGUCUUCCAUCAGGACCGUGCACGCGUUUGGGGGUCAGGACAAAGAGGCCAAGAGGUACAUUGCCAGUCUUUCCGACGCCCGGAAGUUUGGCAUUAGGAAAAGUUUGAUGGGCGGCUUGGGUCAAGGUAUGAUGUGGUUCAUUAUCUUCUGCAAUUGGGCUCUUGGAUUCUGGUACGGAGGCAGACUGGUCAGGCAUGGCGACUACGAGGUCAAGGAUAUGAUGACGGUAUUUUUCACAACCUUCAUCUCCUGUCUCUCCCUGGGGCUCGCCGCACCCUCCAUCGUCACCAUCAAUGUAGGCAGAGGAGCCGCCUACGACGUCUUUCGGUUGAUAGACCGGAUCUCAAAUAUUGACAGCUCAUCAACAGAGGGCUUAAAACCUGCGACCAUCACGGGGCGAAUACAAGUUCAGAACGUACAUUUUAACUACCCAAGCAGAGAUUCAGUCAAGAUAUUAAAUGGCCUUGACCUGACCAUCAACCCAGGUCAGACGGUAGCGCUCGUGGGUUCAAGUGGUUGUGGCAAGAGCACACUGAUCCAACUGUUGCUGCGAUUCUAUGACCCCAACAUUGGGAAGAUAACUCUUGACGACAUUGAUAUCAGAGACAUGAACGUAAAAUGGCUGAGACGAAGCAUUGGUUUAGUUGGCCAGGAGCCCGUGCUCUUUGCCACGACAAUUCUAGAGAACAUCCGGUAUGGCAACGGGAUGGUCUCCAUGGAGGAAAUCGUUCAAGCGUGCAAGAACGCCAACGCUUACGAUUUCAUCAUGAACUUGCCAGAGAGGUUCGACACGCACGUGGGAGAGAGGGGCGCACAGCUGAGCGGCGGCCAGAAACAGAGGAUCGCCAUCGCCAGAGCUCUGGUCAAGAAUCCAAGAAUUCUAUUAUUAGAUGAGGCCACUUCCGCUUUAGACAACCAGAGCGAGGCUGUCGUGCAGGACGCGUUAGAAAAGGCGAGCAAAGGUCGCUCCACUAUUGUUAUAGCACACCGACUGUCCACUGUGAGACAGGCUGACGUCAUUGUGGUACUGGACAAGGGCAGGGUUCAGGAGAAAGGGACGCACGACCAAUUGAUGGCGAAGAAAGGAUUUUAUUUCACCCUGGUAUCUAGUCAGCUUCGAAAACAAGAAUCUGAAAGUGGCGGUGACUCUGAUACAAACACUACAGUUGCUAAACCACUGGAAAUAUCUGUCGGUAACUAUGGCGACCAAGUUCUGAAGAUGGCCUACGUUGAAGACGAACUGGACUUGUCUGCGUCCUCGCUUUCAACCAUUGGCAGACUGCUCAAGAUGAAUUCACCUGAGUGGUUCUUUCUUGUCCUUGGGAGUCUGUCCAGCUUGACCAAUGGAGCCUUACAGCCUGCAUGGGCAAUCAUACUUAGUGAAGUUAUUAAAGCAUUCUCUAAAGAUGAUUUGCAAGACCAAAAAGACACCAUGCGAGACAUGAGUUUGUAUUCACUGGGCGUGGCCUUCGCAAGUCUCAUAACUUUCUUUUUACAGGACUACAUGUUUGGUUUGUCUGGGGAAGCGCUAACUAUGAGGAUCAGAGAUCUGUUAUUUAGAAGCAUUCUAAGAAAGAACAUCGCGUGGUUUGAUGACCACAGGCAUGAGACUGGCAUCCUGAGUACUCAACUAGCCGUGGAGGCUUCCGUCGUGCAGGGGGUGGUGAAGACGCUGGUCGGCAGCAUCCUGCUGAGUGUGGGCAACCUCGGCACGGGCUUCGUCAUCUCUCUCAUCUUCGGCUGGCAACUGGCUCUAGCACUGGCGGCAUUCAUACCGUUCAUGAUUUUAUCUGGUGGCUUGAUGGUAGCCACGGUUAGAGGUGGCUUGAUGGUAGCCACGGUUAGAGGUGGCUUGAUGGUAGCCACGGUUAGAGGUGGCUUGAUGGUAGCCACGGUUAGAGGUGGCUUGAUGGUAGCCACGGUUAGAGGUGGCUUGAUGGUAGCCACGUAUAGUGGUGGCUUGAUGGUAGCCACGGUUAGAGGUGGCUUGAUGGUAGCCACGUAUAGUGGUGGCUUGAUGGUAGCCACGGUUAGAGGUGGCUUGAUGGUAGCCACGGUUAGAGGUGGCUUGAUGGUAGCCACGGUUAGAGGUGGCUUGAUGGUAGCCACGGUUAGAGGUGGCUUGAUGGUAGCCACGGUUAGAGGUGGCUUGAUGGUAGCCACGUAUAGUGGUGGCUUGAUGGUAGCCACGGUUAGAGGUGGCUUGAUGGUAGCCACGGUUAGAGGUGGCUUGAUGGUAGCCACGGUUAGAGGUGGCUUGAUGGUAGCCACGGUUAGAGGUGGCUUGAUGGUAGCCACGGUUAGAGGUGGCUUGAUGGUAGCCACGGUUAGAGGUGGCUUGAUGGUAGCCACGGUUAGUGGUGGCUUGAUGGUAGCCACGGUUAGAGGUGGCUUGAUGGUAGCCACGGUUAUUGGUGGCUUGAUGGUAGCCACGAUUAUUGGUGGCUUGAUGGUAGCCAAGGUUAGAGGUGGCUUGAUGGUAGGUGUGUUGAGUGUUGCGUUUCUAGGAGGUGCCGCUAAAGAAAACAAAAAGGCCAUGGAAGACGCCUGCAAGAAUGCUCUUUCCUGUGUGGACAACAUCCGCACGGUGGCAGCACUGACCAAAGAGGGCACGUUUUACCGAAUUUUUUCCGCUGACCUCAUGCGUCCGGUCAAGUCGAACCUGAAGAGAGCUGGUCUGGCGUCGGCGGCGUUUGGCGUGUCGGGUGGGAUGUACUUCUUCACAUACGCCGUGGCCUUUUACUACGGCUCCAAGCUACUGGAAGACGACGACAUCGAUUUCAACGACAUUUUCAAGGUGUUUGGGUGUCUUGUCCUGGGCUCCAUGCAGCUGGGACGGGCUGUCGCCUUCGCCCCUGACACCAGCGCCGCCAUCAGUGCCGCCAGAAGAAUUUUUGCCAUUCACGACCAGACACCGCCCAUCGAUGCGUACUCGUUAGACGGAGAGGCGCCCCUGAAGUCAGAGUUCAACUCGACGAUCAGGUUUUCUAAGACGUUCUUCCGCUACCCCAUGCGCCCUGACGUCAGUGUACUUAACGGCCUUGACCUGGUGGUGGAGCCCGGUCAAACCCUAGCCUUGGUGGGGGAGAGUGGGUGCGGCAAGAGCACAAUCGUCCAGCUGAUUGAACGGUUCUACGACCCCGACCAGGGGGCGGUUUUCAUGGACAAGUACGACGUGAAGGAUCUGAACGUACAGUGGCUGAGAGCACAGAUAGGUCUAGUCUCACAGGAGCCCAUCCUCUUCGCCACGUCCAUUGCGGAGAACAUCGCGUACGGCGACAACAGCCGAAACUGCUCAAUGGAGGAGAUUGUAAAGGCAGCUAAGGCGGCCAACAUACACAGUUUCAUCAUUUCUUUACCUCAGGGUUACCAGACAAAUGUUGGCAGCAAAGGGACCCAGCUAAGCGGGGGUCAGAAGCAAAGGAUCGCCAUAGCCCGAGCUCUGAUUAGAAAUCCCAACAUCCUUUUACUGGACGAGGCCACGUCAGCGCUGGAUGCCGAGAGUGAGAAAGUGGUGCAAGAAGCUCUGGACAAAGCCAGGCAAGGACGAACCUGCAUCACAAUCGCCCACCGUCUCAGCACCAUCAAAGACGCGCAGAAGAUUGCGGUAUUCAAAGGCGGUGUUGUCCAGGAGAUAGGUACUCACACCCAGCUCAUGUCAAACCGUGGACCGUAUUACAAGCUGAUCACCUCCAACAUGUAGAGGGAAGCAGCAAUUCAUGAAAACUAAGCUACGUAAAAGCUGAAGUGCUUUCUUAUAGCGAACAGUUGAUUCAAUGUCAGCAGAUAUAAAAAAAAGAUAUUAGAGAAUACAUGUCGUCAAAGAAAAUCGAAACAACA
Molecule: messenger RNA, 4245 nt
Organism: Physella acuta
Lineage: Eukaryota; Metazoa; Mollusca; Gastropoda; Physidae
Product: ATP-dependent translocase ABCB1
Biological process (GO): oligopeptide export from mitochondrion
Cellular component (GO): mitochondrial inner membrane
Molecular function (GO): ATP hydrolysis activity; ABC-type oligopeptide transporter activity; ATP binding
Source: RefSeq, a predicted model, not a curated record